UCACAGCUGUGUUCGUCUACUUACAUAAGGAAUCAUUUUGGAUCAAAAUUGGGGAAUAUGGACACCUCAAGCUUGGACAACGACACAGACAAAAUCUGUCAGGAAAACAUCGACCAUAACCGAGCGCUGUAUAUUUUCUACUCUUCUGUGGUAGUGCUGGAGUUGAUCUUGGGUCUUCUGCUGAAUGUUACAGUUAUCCACCUCUUCAUCUUCAAGCUCAAGUUCUGGAAAUCUAAGACCAUUGACAUUUUCUUGUUCAAUCUGGUCCUGGCUGAUAUUUUGUUGCUGAUUGGAUUGCCCGUAAAGGCUUAUAACUUUCAGCAAUGCAGUGAACACAAGGUAGUGUGCAAAGUACAGCUCUUUCUACAGUUUCUCAACCGAGGAGCCAGCAUCGCCUUCCUGACGGUCAUCUCCAUUUAUCGAUAUUAUAGCGUGGUCCAU
Messenger RNA from Carassius auratus (goldfish), 441 nucleotides. Its product is annotated as hydroxycarboxylic acid receptor 2-like. NCBI's taxonomy places the organism in Eukaryota, Metazoa, Chordata, Actinopteri, Cypriniformes, Cyprinidae. The annotation marks the transcript as partial. Gene Ontology annotation, cellular component: membrane. Gene Ontology annotation, biological process: G protein-coupled receptor signaling pathway. The transcript has a single exon. The record is from RefSeq and is a predicted model, not a curated record. Gene Ontology annotation, molecular function: G protein-coupled receptor activity.